GCACGGGCGACGAUCAGUUCUGAAUUUCCGCCAUGCUCCGCGCCUCGACCACGCUCCGCCGCGCUGCGCCGCGCCGCGCCCUCUCGACGACGACGACGACGGUCGCCGUGCCCUCGACGGACGAGCUCAAGGCCAAGCUCAACACCAAGCCCAUGACGCUCGACUUCUCCGAGACGCAGCGCAUCUUCGCCGCCAAGUCCACGCCGCUCCUCGCCCGCGCGUACCUCGUCUUCACGACGUGCCAGAUCCCGUUCCUCGUCAAGAACAGUAUGGGCCUCAUCGACGCGUCGUACAAGGUGCUCGGCGACAAGGUGACCAACUUUGGCCUCAAGUCGACCUUCUUUGGCCACUUUUGCGCCGGCGAAGACGCGGCCACGAUCCAGCCGACGCUGCAGCAGCUCGAGAGCGCCGGCAUCGGCGCGAUCCUCGACUACGCCGCCGAGGCCGACGUCGAAGCCGAGAAGAAGACGCCGUUGAACGGCGUCGACGCCAACGAGCUCCAGGCGCGUACGUACGACUACGCGGACGAAGCCAUGUGCGACGCAAACGCCAAGAUCGUGUCGCAGGCGAUCCGCGACGCGCCCGAGAACGGGUUCGCGGCCGUCAAGUGCACGGCGCUCGGCAAGCCGGAGCUGCUCCAGCGCAUGUCGUCGAUCCUCGAAGAGACGCAGUUCCUCUUCCACUCGCUCGACACGACGAACCUCAGCGACGCCAAGGAAAGCUACUUGAAGCGUCUCAUCGACUGCCCGACGCUCAAGGAAGGCAUCAAGCGCUGGGGCGGCAAGUACACGGAAGAGGAGAUCGAGACGCUCUUCCGCACGCUCGACAAGGAGCAGGACGGCGUCAUCGACUACAUUGACUGGGUCUCGCUCCUCAACCCGAUGGACCUCACGAUGGGCCCGCUCACGCAGUUCCUCAAGGUGGACCCGCUCACGCCCGAGGAGGUCCAGCAGGUGAGCCAGAUGAUGGCCCGCCUCGAGUCGCUCGCCAACGAAGCGUCGGUGAAGAAGGUCAAGCUCAUGAUCGACGCCGAGCAGACGUACAUGCAGCCGGCCAUCGACCACAUUACGCUCAACCUGCAGCGCCGCUACAACACGAACGGCCGCGACACGAUCUUCAACACGUUCCAGUGCUACCUCAAGUCGGCCUCGGACCGCGUGCUCAUCGACCUCGAGCGCGCCAACCGCGAGGGCUUCAAGUUUGCCUGCAAGCUCGUGCGCGGCGCGUAUAUGGUGCAGGAGCGCAAGCGCGCCAAGGACUUGGGCUACGAAGACCCGAUCCAGCCGUCGAUCGAGGCGACGCACGCCAACUACAACGCGCUCGUCGAGCUCCUCCUCGUGCACAACCACCGCACGUCGUUCAUGGUCGCAAGCCACAACGAAGAGAGCGUCAAGAAGACGGUCGCCAACAUGGAAGCGCUCAACAUCCCGCGCGAGAACGGCGGCGUGUACUUUGGCCAGCUCCUCGGCAUGUGCGACCACAUCUCGUACACGCUCGGCGCGGAAAAGUAUCAAGUCUUCAAGUAUGUGCCGUACGGCCCGGUGAAGGAAGUGCUGCCGUACCUCAUUCGCCGCGCGCAGGAGAACUCGACCAUGAUGAAGGGCGGGUCGGCCAAGGAGCUCGACCUCCUCACGAAGGAGCUCAAGCGCCGCGUGACGUCCUUUGCGCAGUAAUAGAUAGACGCGUAGACUAGCUUAGAUUUAAUAGGAAUAACUCGUAAUAUUUGAAACACUAA
Messenger RNA from Saprolegnia diclina VS20, 1735 nucleotides. RefSeq lists its product as hypothetical. The coding region runs from base 33 to 1673 and encodes 546 amino acids. Gene Ontology annotation, molecular function: calcium ion binding; FAD binding; proline dehydrogenase activity. The record is from RefSeq and is a predicted model, not a curated record. The transcript has a single exon. Gene Ontology annotation, cellular component: mitochondrion. Lineage: Eukaryota; Oomycota; Saprolegniomycetes; Saprolegniales; Saprolegniaceae.